CCUGCACACAGCCGGUAUGUUUGGAUAAUCCCGCGACCUGAAGGAGCCUAGAAACGUCUUCAGUUUUGACUUUUCCUUCUGUGAUUCUUGAACGCUGGUUAAAUGUCCGGGUUUCGGGAUAUUUCAGUUUUUCCUGUGGAGGUCCAGCAGCUCUCAGUGAAUAAAGCAGAGGUUUGCCCUGAGCAGCAGGAGAAGAGCUCCAGAUUUAACCUGGAGAUUCCCAGGUCUUUGCACGUCAAAGAGGAACCCGAGGAACUGUGGAGCAAUCAGGAGGGACAGCAGUUUCAAGGGCAAGAAGAUGAUGUAAAAAACAGUUUUUUUCCUGUCCAUGUGAAGGGAGAAGAUGAUGAAGAGAAACCUCAGUCCUCGCAUCUUCAGCAAAGACAGACUGAACAAGUGGGAACAGGAACUGAUGGAGAGGACUGUAGACCAGAGACAGGGGUAGCCAAGUACUUUGAUCCAGAGAGAGAUUUACAUCCAGAGACUGAGGUCAAGACUGAUGAAUCUUCUGAUGCUGAGACUGAUGACAGCACUGAUUGGAGGGAGGCAACAGAACAAAAGUCAGGUUUAAAAUCAGUUGGAAAAAGCACAAAAGAGAGAGCAAAGAUGGAAAAGAAAGCACUUGCCUGCUCUUACUGUGGUAAAAAAUUCAAAUACAAAUGUCACCUUACAAAUCAUAUGAGAAUUCACACAGGAGAGAAACCCUUCAGCUGCUCCAAGUGUGGUAAAGGAUUCAACCAUAAAUCAUAUGUGGCUUUACACAUGAGAAAUUGCCAAGGAGUUAAAACAGUAAAACGAGAGAAACUCUUCAGCUGCCCCAAAUGUGAUCAGAGAUUUAACCGACAAGAUCUUCUUAUAAUUCACAUGAGAAUUCACACGGGUGAGAAACCAUUUGCCUGCCCUGAAUGUGGUAAAAGAUUUAUCAGUCAAAGAUAUAUGACUAAGCACAUGGCAGUUCAUAAAAAAGAAAGCCUCUUCAGCUGCUCUGAGUGUGGUGAUACAUUUACCCAAAAAUCAAGUGUGACUUUACACAUGAAAAUUCACAGAGGAGAGCCUUUCAUCACGUCUUAGUGUGGUAAAUUAUAUUGUCUUAAAGGAACCUGACAACACGUAUUAUCUUAUUAUCCCACUAUCGUUCAUUCCUUAAGGUCCUAGUGAUCUAAUUGUUCCUAUUUUUUGUCAUUUUCAUUUCAAAUUAUUCACCAUUUACUGGUGUUAUUAAAGUAACUAGGGAUCAGUGUUAAUUUUGGCAGCUAUUUUUAAUUUUAGUCUUAGUUUCAGUCUUCAAAUGAAAUGCAUUUUG
Molecule: messenger RNA, 1303 nt
Organism: Cheilinus undulatus (humphead wrasse)
Lineage: Eukaryota; Metazoa; Chordata; Actinopteri; Labriformes; Labridae
Product: zinc finger protein OZF-like
Exons: 2
Coding region: 103-1071 (322 amino acids)
Source: RefSeq, a predicted model, not a curated record